Molecule: messenger RNA, 2067 nt
Organism: Cetraspora pellucida
Lineage: Eukaryota; Fungi; Glomeromycota; Glomeromycetes; Diversisporales; Gigasporaceae
Source: the annotation of a GenBank genome assembly
AUGUUUUCUACUGACUCGUCUGAGAAUUCUAAAGUUGUCCCUUAUCGCGCUACUAACUGCGUGGAAAACAGUAAGAAUACUAAUGGUCCGCUUUCUUGUCACCAUAAUAUACCCCCUCCGCCUUUAUACUCUUCGAAUACAACUAUGCUAUCUUUCAAUAAUGUCGAACAAUCAUAUACGAGAGUCGUUGGUCAAGUCUAUUCUAGAGAAACUGUUACGACAAUUUAUGGUGAUCCGACUUCUUCAAAUUGUUGGAAUCAACGUCAAGUCGGUUUCUAUUGCUACGUAUGCCAUUCUGUUAUAAAUCCUCAAGAUUUUCAUUCCUUGGUUUCUUGCGCUUCGACAAAUUGCGAUGUUUAUGCUCAUGGAUGUUUAAUGAAAAAUGGUUUUCAUGAUAGGAAUAAUCCUUGGUAUUGUCAAAGAUGUAUUUCCACAACUCAUCAAUCAUUUUCGUCCCCUGUUCGUUCAAUGGAACCGAUUUCUUCAAACCCUGUUGAAAAUAAUCCUUCUCCACCAAUAAAUCCAUUGCAUUUACUGUUGGAAGCUUCUGAUCAAAUACAAUCAAAUUCGGGUCCGGAUAAUAAUAUCUCAGUUAACACUCCCGUCAUUCAGCGGGAAUCUACAUCAACUCAAUACUCUGAUGUUAAUGACAGCUCUUCUCGUACCGAUUUUAUGUCCUGUGAUCCUGUUCCUGAUCAACGUAUUUUGAAUUAUAACAUUGGCUUGAUGAGUGCUAACAAUGGUCAUGAUGAUGCGGAAACUAUCCCCGCAAAGUUUAAAGCUCAAUAUGCUACUUAUAAUGAAGAACGUAAUAAUGUCAUUCGUAAUCUUGAACGUACUCGUAUGCGUCAAGAUAAAGUAUCUGAUGCUUUGAAUGAUUCUUUAACUCGCCUUACUGAGGAAUUCAACAAACAUCUUAAAAAUAACCAUAUUUUACGUGAAGAUAAUAACAAACUUAAUAAUGCUUUACAAAAGCUUAAACUCGCCUUGAUUCCUUUAGCCCAAGAAAGGCCUGUUUUGCAAGUGUUACGUAAGAUAACUCAGAACGAUGAUUUACAAAGUCAAGAUAUAACAAUGGAUAACGUUUUAAAUUUGUUUAUGGGCCUUUUACCUAUCUCUAAUUUGUUCGGUACUUUACCAAAUUCUCUCUGUACUUCAAGUUCUUCUUCUCCUUCCCCAUUGGAUUCUUGUCAAAAGUGCUCAAAGUUUGGCGAAAAUUUGAUCCGUUGUAAUUAUUGUCAAAAAGUUCAACAUGUUGAUUGUUGUAGUAAAGAUGAAAAAACUUCCAUUGAUAUUGUGAACGAACGAUGGACUUGUGUAGACUGUAAAGAUUCUACUACUGUUAAACGAAAGCAUUACUCUGAUAAAAGAUCUAGUUCCAACGGUCCAUCUUUAACUUUAAUUGGAAAUUAUAAACGUAUCAAGACAAAUGAUAAAAACUCUUUAAAAGACAAUUCUUCUCUAUAUAAUAUUACCACUCAUAAUCUUGAUAACGGUGGUGUUUUGUCCCCUCAACUCACUCCACAACAAUUAAAAUCAUCAAAUGGUGCUACUCAAAAUAAUAUUGAUGAUAUGAUGGAACAUUAUACAAUGCCACAUACUCCAAUGUCUGAUGAUGAUAAAAUUACUAGUGAUGAUAAUGAUAGUAGUUUUAGUAGUGAUUUAGAAAUUGACGAUGAAAAUCGUAAAGAUGAUUCAACUCUUGGAACUUUUGAUCGAACACCUCCACCUGAUAAUGGUCCGGAAGCAUCCAGACAACCUGCCCGUUUCGAUGUUGGAAAAUCGAAAGAGGGUCUUUGUCCUCAUUGUGAACCUGCUCGAUGGCUCAAAACAAAGAUUUCUGCUUAUUGGUAUCAUUUGAAUUAUCAACAUGGGAUCUCUUCAAUCACUGGUCGACCAUUUGCUCAACCAAUUGCUGAACGACUCAAUAAGAAGUCAGGUAUGAAAGAGGCUUUAUGUCAUAAAUGCAAUAAAUGGAUUUUGAAUCAAUCACCAAGAGAUAAGGAUGUAUUGGUUCCCGAAAUUUACUGGUACAAACAUGCUCAAAAAUGUCAUCACACCCCUUAA